Messenger RNA from Eimeria maxima, 438 nucleotides. Its product is annotated as signal peptidase, putative. Gene Ontology annotation, cellular component: signal peptidase complex; membrane. Bases 1 to 438 code for a protein of 145 amino acids. Gene Ontology annotation, molecular function: serine-type endopeptidase activity. NCBI's taxonomy places the organism in Eukaryota, Apicomplexa, Conoidasida, Eucoccidiorida, Eimeriidae. The record is from RefSeq and is a predicted model, not a curated record. The transcript has 3 exons.
AUGCUUUGGAAGGUGCUGGUGUUGGCUGCGGGGAGUCCUUCGCCUGUGGUGGUGGUGCUGAGCGGCUCCAUGUUGCCUGCUUUCAGCAGGGGUGAUAUACUCUUUCUGCUGGACCAAGGGCCCAAGACGGCGGUUGGCGAUAUUGUGGUCUUCAAGGUUGAAGGGAGAGAGAUUCCAAUUGUACACCGCAUACUGAAUAUGCACACAAACAGCGCGGGCGAAAUGAGGCUGUUGACAAAGGGGGACAACAACUCCGUGGAUGACAGGGGCCUGUAUGCUAACAAGGAUUUAUGGCUGAAGGACUCGAGCAUCAUGGGGACUACCGUAGUGUAUCUUCCGUACGUAGGACAGGUGACGAUCCUCCUGAACGAUUACCCCGUAGUCAAGUGGACGCUUAUAGGAGGAAUGAUCGCGCUUGCUUUGCUAGGGUACGAAUAA